CGACACACCCAAAGCAUGGCUACCGCUGCUGGAGCACUGAAUUUCUGAGUUUCUGUGUCGUUCGGGAAUAAUUGUUCUGCCUUAACCCCACCGGCUGUCGUUCAAGCAACGGCUGUCGUUUAAGCUAAUCGCUAAUAACGAGUGGCGCUUCGACAAGGUGUGUCAUUGCUCACCUCCAUGGCAGUCCUCUGGUCAAAGAUCUCUGCUCUACUUCCGGCCGACGAGGACCACUUCCUGCUGCACUUUAAUGACAAAGUGGAGGCCAGCGUUGUGGACAUGCUGAGGCGGUCCAGGCAGCAGCUCUACGCCGACACCAGCUCCACCAGUCGCCUGCUCAAUGCUCAGAUCAUCCUGGACAUCUCCUGGGAGAAGCUCAACACGGGAACUUGGCGUCACGUGGACAAGGAGUGGAGACGGGUGUACUCUUACGGCUGCCUCUUCAAGGUGUGCGGCCUGUGUCGAGAGGAGCCCACAGAGGAGGACCUCCUGCAGGCUAUCCGUACCUGUGACAUGGGUCUCCUCAUGGGUGCGGCCAUCAUGGACGAUAGACUGCAACUUCUGGUCCAAGUUCUUCAGAAGGAAGUCAGCAAAGACACCAAAAAUGAGUAUGGAAGAGAAGACCCAGAGGUCAAGAGAAUUAAGACGACGUGUCCAGAAGUCCCGCUCAUCCGAGAAGAUGUGGCAAUUCCCAGAGUUCAAUGUCCAUCUCUGGAGAGCUUCAAGAACAACUACCUGCUUCCCCUCAAAGCUGUGGUCCUUGAGGGGACCAUUGAACACUGGCCUGCUCUCAAUGAGCACCCCUGGAGUGUAGACUACUUGAGGGCCGUGGCGGGGUGUCGGACCGUACCCGUGGAGGUGGGCUCCAGGUACACGGACGAGGAGUGGUCCCAAAAGCUGAUGACGCUGAGUGAAUUCAUCGACAGAUAUGUUUCAAAAACGAGAGAGACCUCACAGGAGGGGGCGGCGACCAUCUGUGGCUAUCUAGCUCAGCAUCAGCUGUUUGAGCAGAUACCGGAGUUGAAGGACGACAUCCGUCUCCCUGAUUACUGCUGCCUGGGUGAUGGAGACGAAGAUGACGUGACGGUGAAUGCGUGGUUCGGGCCUGCGGGCACCGUGUCUCCCCUCCAUCAGGACCCUCAGCAGAACUUCCUGGCACAGGUGGUUGGACGUAAAUAUAUACGUCUGUACUCCCCAGAAGACUCGGAUAAGCUCUAUCCACAUCCUUCUCAGCUCCUUCACAACACCAGCCAGGUGGACGUGGAGAACCCCGACACGGAACGUUUCCCGGAGUUCUCCAAAGCGCCGUACCUGGAAUGUGUGCUGCAUCCCGGAGACGUGCUCUUCAUCCCGGUCCAGCAUUGGCAUUACGUGCGAUCUCUGGAUCAAAGCUUCUCUGUCAGCUUCUGGUGGUCCUGAAAAAUAUUCAUUCAUUCAUUUUCUACCGCUUUUUCCUCACGAGGGAGGUGCUGGAGCCUAUCCCAGCUGUCUUCAUGCGAGAGGCGGGGUACACCCUGGACUGGUGGCCAGCCAAUCACAGGGCACAUAUAGACAAACAACCAUUCACACUCACAUUCAUACCUAUGGACAAUUUGGAGUCGCUAAUUAACCUAGCAUGUUUUUUGGAAUGUGGGAGGAAACCGGAGUACCCGGAGAAAACCCACACAUGCACAGGGAGAACAUGCAAACUCCACACAGAGAUGGCCGAGGGUGGAAUUGAACCCAGGUCUCCUAGCUGUGUCUGCGCGCUAACCACUCGCCCGCCGUGCAGCCAAGUAAAAAAUAUUAAUUAAUUCAUUUCCUACCACGUUUCCUCACGAGGGUCUUGGGGGGUGCUGGAGCCUAUCCCAGAUGUCUUCGGGCGAGAGGCGGGGUACACCCUGGACUGGUGGCCAGCCAAUCACAGGGCACAUAUAGACAAACAACCAUUCACACUCACAUUCAUACCUAUGGACAAUUUACCUAGCAUGUUUUUGGAAUGUGGGAGGAAACAUGCAAACUCCACACAGAGAUGGCCGAGGGUGGAAUUGAACCCUGGUCUCCUAGCUGUGAGGUCUGCGCGCUAACCACUACUAGACCGCCGUGCCGUGCCGCCCCCUGAAAAAUACAAACUGGGAUAAGUUGCGCUCUUGCCAGUCGUGGAUUGGAAUCAAUCACGGCUCUGAUUGGAAUUGGGAGCGAAGGCGAGGAUAAUUGCGGUGAAUGUCAGGACAAGUGCAAGCGCUGCGGACCUCUGAUCCGUGAACAAUGAUCGCACGCCACUGGAUGAUGAGUUUAAUUGCACUGCUGAUGAUUGCAACAACUAUUGUGUGUGAAGCCAUGAAGGCGGAGUAAGAAAUGGCGUAAAAGAAACAAACAAACCAGCAGUUAAGUGUUCUUUGAAAUCAACUGAAUGGAUUUUGUUUUUUUUGUGUGUGUUCAAUUGUACUCUCAACCUUUUAAUCCCACCAAUAUCCUCAGGUGGGCUAUUUCCAUAAUUCUUGCAAAUGAGGCGAGCGAGCUGCAGGGACCGCAGUGCCGUUCUAAACACGGUUCUGGUUAAAGAGGGUCGUAGCUGAGGAGUAACAAAUGAAGCGUCUCCCAGGGCGCACACACACACACACACACACACACUUUGCGGAUGCUUUCAGUGACUUUUCUGAGACGCGCACAUUGAGACCUCUGGCGAAGCGAGCCGCGGCUAAUUAGAACUUCCACCAGCAGGAAAACCACUGAAGUCCAUUCUGUGUGAUGAGCGCAUUUCAGUGAGCGAGUGGCGGCGUUCGGGGAAAUCAACGUCGAGUGCGAUUGGAUUAAAUGGAAGCGGACAGGACGUUUAACAGCCAUAACAAUCACCACUGGCAGCAUCAAUUAGAUUACACAUGAUAGUUUAGGCAUUGCUGUAAUCCCAUACAUUUGUGUAUUAGCGGCGGCCUGCCACAAAUACAUGUGGACCGCUACAAAUACAGUUGAUUUGACACAGAUAAUUUGUACAGUGUAUACUUUUGAUACUUCAAAAAAAAUAAUAAAAGCAACUAGCAACAAAUCUAGUCAUGUGAUGGUGCAAAUGUGUCAUGACCAAUUAUGCUAAUAUCGACAGUCGUCGUCCCCACCCAACAACCGCCACAAAUACAUCUCUGUUCUAAAUUACUUUGAUUUUUAUGUAAUUAUAUCAACAGCUUUCACCAAACUAGAGGAAUGGAAUAUGAACCAAUUAACAUAAUUAAAAUAUAAUUCAUUCAUUUUCUACCGCUUACCCUCAUGAGGGUCGCGGAGGGUGCUGGAGCCUAUCCCAGCUGUCUUCAGGUGAGAGGCGGGGUACAUCCUGGACUGGUGGACCCAUGCAUGCACGGGGAGAACAUGCUAACUCCACACAAAGAUGGCCGAGGGUGGAAUUGAACCCGGGUCUCCUAUUUGUGAAGCCUUGUGCUAACCAUUUGUACACCGUGCAGUCCCUAAAAGGUUUUAUUUCCUUUUAUUUACAAAUUUGGGUAAAAAGAGUUUUAAAGUCAAUAUAGGGGUGUUAUUUCAUGUCUAGAGGUCUCUAAUAAUGUUUAAAUAUUAAUUUUAUAUUAAUACAUAACGUUUUUACCGUUCAUACUCACGAGGGUGGCGACAAGACGAGCUGUCUUCGGGCGAGAGGCGGGGUACACCCUGGACUGGUGGCCAGCCAAUCACAGGGCACAUAUAGACAAACAACCAUUCACACUCACAUUCAUACCUAUGGACAAUUUGGAGUCGCUAAUUAGCAACUAGCUGUAUUUGGAAUAUGGGAGGAAACCGGAGUACCCGGAAAACAUGCAAACUCCACACAGAGAUGCCUAAGUGUGUAAUCAAACCCAGGUCUCCGAGCUGUGUGGCCUAUGCACUAACCACUCAUCAACCAUGCAGCCCUAAUGUAACAUCAAUUUGCUGCAAAUCCACAUAACUGCUAAUUAAACACACUCAGUAGAUGGGGACGUGUGUCUAAAAUAAAGACACUGCUGCCACCUACAGGACUGGAGGCAAACUAUCAAUAGUCACGUGGGCUACACAGUGCAAAAGUAAAUACAUAAAAUAUGUAAUUGUUCCUGGCUGUUGCUUUGACGCUAAAAUACGUUGGGUUAACCAAGAUAAAAUAAUAUAUUAGUAUAUAUUUACAUACAUAUACACACACACGUUAUAAAUCCUACCUUGCAGUAGUUUUGACUAUCCUGUGUGCAUUGUACAAAUGUAUAUUGGACAAGUUCUUGUACGAACGGUGACUGAUUCCCAACGUUAGCUUCAGUAAGUCCCACAAUUGACUUAAGAUGGCGCAAAUCUGCUUACUCUACUUAUGAAGUGAUCAAUACUCAAUUACCAAACAAGUAAUGUGCAUCACCGCCACCCUCUCCCUUACUACUUCUUGUCCUCUCCUUUUUUUUUUUUGAUUAAUGGUCUCCAUGCUUUUUGGGAGACUCUGGGGUAAAUUAAUUAACAUUCGUCUUGUUUUGUUAUAAUUAAGUGCGCGGCUUUAAAUAUGGAAUAAAGUUCACUUGGAGACGUUGAAGCAGCAACUUGGCUCACCUUGAAAGGCUUUUUUCUUCAGCAGA
Molecule: messenger RNA, 4547 nt
Organism: Doryrhamphus excisus (bluestripe pipefish)
Lineage: Eukaryota; Metazoa; Chordata; Actinopteri; Syngnathiformes; Syngnathidae
Source: RefSeq, a predicted model, not a curated record